Molecule: messenger RNA, 181 nt
Organism: Racocetra persica
Lineage: Eukaryota; Fungi; Glomeromycota; Glomeromycetes; Diversisporales; Gigasporaceae
Source: the annotation of a GenBank genome assembly
UGGUGAUGAAAAUAAGGCCAUGGAAGAUUUAGCCAGUGGUAAUAUUUUAAGAAAAGGUUAUUGGCAAGGCAAAUUAACUCUGGAUUAUGACCCAGGAGGACGAAUGGCCGAAUGUUUUGCCCGAGGAGUUAGUUUUUACGAUAAUAAAGAUAAAACGGAAUUUCCUAACCCUAAAUUAGGA